AUGGCACCGCCAUUCUCCAGCUUUCGGACGUUUCUCUCGCAAGGGCGGAAAGCGCUCCUCCCCAGCGGCGAUGCCAUCUCGAAGAUUCCUCUGGUGGACAUGCUGGCACAUACUUGGCACCUCGGUCUUACAGCGUUCGGUGGCCCUACAGUCCAUUUCCAGAUCUUCCGCGAUCUCUUCGUCGAAAAGUACCAAUGGCUGGACCACACUGCUUACGAUGAGCUAUUCGGCCUAUGCCAAGCGUUGUCUGGUCCAGCAAGUACGAAGAUGCUCUACAUCAUCAAUGUUAUGCACUAUGGUCUGGCGACGGGUGUGGCGGCCUUCUUUGUCUGGAGCUUGCCAAUGGCACUGGCAUCCUUUGGCUUGGCCUUGGGCAUCAGUCAAGUGGCUCCGGCUUAUGCUUUGCUCAGCGGGCUUAACUCAGCGACUGUUGGUAUCAUUGCUUUGGCAGCUGUGCAGUUGAGUCAGAAGGCUAUCACUGAUACAUGGACCCGUAUCCUAGUCUUCCUGGGUGCAACAGCAGGAAUGCUGUACAAUGCGCUGUGCUACUUUCCAGUGCUUAUGGUCGCUGCCGGGCUAGUCACAGUCGUUUGGGAUAGUCGAGUCAUUUCGCGUGUAUGGCAUAGGCUGCAGAAAAAGCGGCGUCAGGACGAGACCUCAGGAUCAGGGGACAACGCUGCGCCUGCCGAUGGCCUCGAUAACGUGAACGCAAACACUAGACCCUCCUCGCUUCGUUCCAGAACGGCUCAAUCACCAUUCGAGGAUCGCGAGGAUGCCAUCACAGAACCACCGGCCUCAAGCCGCUUGAGACAAUGGAAGACCGGAGUCGUAAUCAUCGUAGCAUUCUUCCUCUCCUUCGCCAUCGUCAUGAUCUGCCGCGGUACCCUGAACAACCCUGGCCGCGGCUUCGAUCUCUUCGCCAAUCUCUACCUCGCAGGCACCAUCAUCUUCGGUGGCGGUCCAGUGGUCAUUCCACUCCUUCGAGCAUACAUUGUAACACCAGGCUGGGUCUCAUCACGAGACUUUCUCCUCGGCCUCGCUAUAACUCAAGCAUUCCCUGGUCCGAAUUUCAACUUCGCUGUUUACCUAGGAACCCUCGCCGUGCAAGGUAGUAGCAUCCCUCCCGUGAUUGGCGGCAUCAUUGCUUUCCUGGCCAUCUUCACACCGGGACUAUGGUUACAGACGGGGCUCUGGAGUUUGUGGCAGAGUAUCAGGAAAGUGCAGGCUAUUAGGUCUUGCUUGACGGGUAUACAUGCUGCAGCUGUGGGACUGGUGUUCACUGCGGUGUAUCGGCUCUUUGAGAUUGGGUAUCUGGAUGCUGAGGUACGCAAUGGUGGUAGCUUGAGCAGAGAUCCGUGGUGGGUUGUGAUUGUUGCGACGGCGUUUGUGGGAGGGAUGCACUUCAAGGUACCGCCGCCUGUGGCGAUCUUGCUGGGAGCUGCGAUGGGGUUGGUAUGGUAUGGUGUUACGAAAGCUUGA
Messenger RNA from Fulvia fulva, 1479 nucleotides. RefSeq lists its product as uncharacterized. The coding region runs from base 1 to 1479 and encodes 492 amino acids. NCBI's taxonomy places the organism in Eukaryota, Fungi, Ascomycota, Dothideomycetes, Mycosphaerellales, Mycosphaerellaceae. The record is from RefSeq and is a predicted model, not a curated record. Gene Ontology annotation, molecular function: chromate transmembrane transporter activity. Gene Ontology annotation, biological process: chromate transport. The transcript has 2 exons.